GAUAGGGGAGAAACGUUCACGGUAACACGGCUCAGGCUGCAGCCUCUAUUAUUUAGUUUUAGUGUCUUAUGUGACCGAACGGUCAUUUAGACCAUAAGACCAUUUCUUUCCAACUUCAGCUACAGUGUUAGCUAAGUUUGGAAGGGAGAAAAGAGGAGAAACACCGAAUCUUUCCUUUAUUUUUUAAUAUUUUCUGCCAACGCUUGAAUGCAGAGGGUCUGACCUCUUAAAAACAAAACAAAAAAAUCAACUCCUGUUUUUCCCCCCAAACAUCCUUAAAAUGGAAAAUACUGCACCUAAGAAGACAUGCUGCGAAUCCGUCCAGAAUUUCUUUACUUCAGCCAAAUUUCUGAUAUACAUGGGACAUGCACUGUCAACAUGGGGGGACCGGAUGUGGAACUUCGCCGUGGCCGUCUUCCUGGUGGAGCUGUACGGGAACAGCCUGCUCCUCACCGCCGUGUACGGGCUGGUGGUGGCCGGGUCCGUGCUCCUGUUGGGAGCCAACAUCGGCAACUGGGUGGACAGGAACCCCAGACUCAAAGUGGCCCAGACUUCGCUGCUGGUCCAGAACAGCUGUGUCAUCGUUUGCGGGGUCCUCCUCAUGCUGGUUUUCCACUUCAAAGAGCAGCUCUCGGAGCUCUACAACGGAUGGAUUCUGACAGUCUGCUACAUUCUGGUCAUCACCAUCGCCAACAUCGCCAACCUGGCGAGCACGGCAACCUCCAUCACCAUCCAGAGGGACUGGGUGGUGGUGGUGGCGGGUCAGGACAGCAGCAGCCUGGCAGACAUGAACGCCACGGUUCGGAUCAUCGACCAGUUGACCAACAUCCUGGCGCCCAUGUUGGUGGGCCAGAUAAUGGCCUUCGGCUCUCAUUUCAUCGGCUGCGGCUUCAUCUCCGGCUGGAACCUGUGCUCCAUGUGCGUGGAGUACGCUCUGCUGUGGAAGGUCUACCAGAAGACGCCGGCUCUGGCUGUGAAAGCUGGACAGAAGGAGCAGCAAGAGCUAAAACAGCUGAGCCCCCAGAAAGAUAUGGAGAACGGUCAGAGUCCCGAGGAGUCGUCUCAGCCUCUCAUGAAUGAAGUGGCGACGGUGAACGCCCUCAACUCGUCCAAGGAGCGCGGCUGCUGCUACCAGGUGUCCGAGCACCUGCACACCUUUAAGUCCGGCUGGGUGUCCUACUACAACCAGGACAUCUUCUUCGCCGGCAUGUCCCUGGCCUUCCUCUACAUGACCGUGCUUGGCUUCGACUGCAUCACCACCGGCUACGCCUACACGCAGGGCCUCAACGGCUCCGUCCUCAGCCUGCUGAUGGGGGCCUCCGCUGUCUCGGGCAUCUGCGGCACCGUCGCCUUCACCUGGGUCCGCAAGAAGUGCGGCCUGAUCCGUACGGGUUUCAUCGCCGGCAUGAUCCAGCUCUCAUGCCUUAUGCUGUGCGUCUCCUCCGUCUUCGCUCCCGGAAGCCCCUUCGACCUCAGCGUCUCGCCCUUCCAGGACCUUUACACCCAUCUUAUGGGGGAGCAGACCCUGCCUGAGGCGGACCACAUCCUCAUCGGGUUGAACGUCACGACGACGACUCCACCGGCCCAGGAGCUGCCCCCCCUGCAGUCCUACAUGUCCGUCAGUCUGCUGUUUGCCGGCGUCAUUGCUGCGAGAAUUGGUCUGUGGUCCUUCGACCUCACCGUGACCCAGCUCAUCCAGGAGAACGUGGUAGAGUCCGAGCGAGGCGUGAUCAACGGCGUCCAGAACUCCAUGAACUACCUCUUGGACCUGCUGCACUUCAUCAUGGUGAUCCUGGCCCCCAACCCGGAGGCCUUCGGCCUGCUGGUCAUCAUCUCCGUCUCCUUCGUGGCCAUGGGUCACAUGAUGUACUUCCGGUUUGCCUUCAAGAGUCUGGGCAGCCGCCUGUUCCUCUGUUGCUCGCUGGAGCAGAAGGUGGAGACGGACGACAGCCCCUCACUUCCGACCACCGUCUAACCCCAUUAAAGAGACUGUUCUGUUCCGGGUACGAGCCUGGCCCGGCCCGGCCCUGCAUCUUAUUCACCCAACUAACACAACAGCUCGUAGAAUCCUGGUGCUAGCCAGUGCUAGCACACUUCCAGCAUUAGCAUAGGGAGAGUAGUCCGCUUGUAGUCACAGGGAACUAACUCGUAGUGCAACUUUAAAAAAAGGCGGGGCUCUGCUCGUUAACACUCGUAGUCUCAUCGAUAACCUCUUGGCGGCUUCGUCGUGGAAAUCAGGGGGGGGGGGCUCCGACGCUGUAAUGUCUUCUCCCGUUAGCCCUGGUCGAGCUGGUUCCCGCGGGACUCUUCAGCUAACGAACAGGUCAAACAAAGAAGUCCGUCAGGGAAUCAAGACGCCGAGGUUCGAGUCGAAGACGGCGGCGCUCCGUCUGAGACUCGCCUCUCGACGCGUUGACCGGUGCUGCGUCUCCUUCGUCUGUACAUAAACGUUUGACGAGCGGCUCGUUGUAUUUAACCAAACGCAUAACUAGUCUCUUUAACGGCGAUAAGGGUUACACUUUUAACUAUUUAUUCUCAGGCGGUGGUUUUUGUGAGUUUCUCGUCAGUAUUGUGUCUUUUUGUGCCAUAUGAAACAAACGGGAGCCUCUGUCGACCACAGCGACCAAAGUCCAUCUGCGCCGCAGGGAAGAGAGGGAAACCAGUUCUCUGUACGUGGCAUGCCUGGAUGUUCGAGCAGAACCCAACCCAUUUAUUCUGGUCCAACGUGACCAAAGUGUUUUCUUUUUUUUUUUGAUUUUUGAGUUCUCUAGCGUGAUCUUUCCUUUCUCUCGUGAUUGUCGUUACUCAGGCACUUUAGGCGAUCGGUCAUUACACACAGCUAAUGUGUAAUCGGGCACCAGUUCGAUAGUCUUUGCACAUUUAUUCCCCGCCGCCAACCCGAGCCACACAUCCUCCCCUCGGUCACGUGCCGUCCGGUGAGAGGAUUGUGGUUUCAAACAGAGGCACAUAUUCAUCAGGUGGGCGAGGACAGUUUAUUCUGGACAACCCGCUUCCUCACAAGAAAAUCAGCCAGAAAUCUGAGUCAGCAACCCGUCCAGAAACAAGAAAAAUGUUGUUCAAGUCAAACCAUGUGGAUUCUUUUGGGUCUAGAGUUAAAACAGAGUGCUGAAACCACUCGUUGCUUCCGUUUUCUUCUUCCCAGCAGCCAGAUGUUCCUGGCUCUAAAGUGGUCUCCAUCCACAGGGUCCCACUUUCCGACUGUCUUCUGCUCUUUCUCCCAGUUUCCGUCCAGCUCUUGUACUGCCCUGGUGGCAUGGCGGACAGGUAAAUAAAAAUCUGAGCAAAAAGCCGAACAAGAAAAGAAGCAGGAGACGUUAAAAAAAUAAAAAAAGUUCUCAGCUGAUGAAGACCAUCUGAAAAUCUCAUCUUGGAGGAAAAAAAGACGAGCUGAUCUGUGCCUGUUUUACAAAUUUAAUCGUGUAAAACUAAUUUUUGUUGAUUCGUCUGGAGACUUUUGAAACCGUAUUGAUUUGUAAGUCAAGAGUUAAAGGCUUGACAAACAAGAAAAAUGCUUUGAAAGAUUUUAGCUUCUUGAAGCAAAGCAAAGAGACAAGGAAUGGAUCAGGACUUUUGCACUGUGCUGUUUGUACCUCACAAAAAUUUGUGGCUUUUUUUUUUUUUUGCAUUCUGUAUUUUCCUGUAGACGUUCAAGUUGAAAUAUUAGAAACGAGUAAGAGGUGAACGAUAUUUAAACCAGAUCAAGUAAAUCUUUUCUUGCCCAGUUUAAUUUUCCUUCUCGUCUGAAAUGUCUAAUUUUAUAAAUCCACUUUCUUUUUAACGCCUUAUUGACGACCUGCUGUUUAACGCGCACAAAGUCCUAAUUAAGACGUUCCUCGUGGUCGAAACGUGUUCCGACCGCACGAGGAAUUUAAUUUUCACGUCCAAACGAUUCAGGAACAUCACGCGCUCUUAUAAACUCAUUUUAACGUAGUAAAUAUAUCCUUACUUUAAUGCAGGAUUGGAAAACUUAAAUAUAUGAGUGUACUGUUAUAUUUGUCUUUUUUAAGUGGUUUUGUAUUUGUCGUGUUUGGGAUUUUGUUAAUUUGUGCAUGAAUCUGAAUACAUCUGCUUUAAUCACUCGUGUAUAAAUAUACAGUAUUGUAGUUUUAUAAGCAGGAGCUUGUAAUCACGCUGAAAUCACUCCGGUGGGAACGAGGACGUCGUACUGCUUUGUAACGUUUGACGUUUCUGAAAUAAAAAAAGACAAAAAGAGGAA
Molecule: messenger RNA, 4237 nt
Organism: Nematolebias whitei (Rio pearlfish)
Lineage: Eukaryota; Metazoa; Chordata; Actinopteri; Cyprinodontiformes; Rivulidae
Gene: slc40a1
Product: solute carrier family 40 member 1
Exons: 8
Coding region: 281-1975 (564 amino acids)
Biological process (GO): iron ion transmembrane transport
Cellular component (GO): basolateral plasma membrane
Molecular function (GO): peptide hormone binding; iron ion transmembrane transporter activity
Source: RefSeq, a predicted model, not a curated record